CUCAGAAACUCUGUGAAAACAUCAAUGGAGGAGGAAGUAAUAAACACAAACACUUGGUUUGAUGGGUCAUCAUGGGAUGAUGACUUUCUGAGAGAGCUUCUCUAUGACGAUUCACCUGUCUUUGCAGCAGAGCCAGAUAAUACAACAAGCUUAACUGAUUUCCAAAAACCAAGAUUUACUGACGAAAACAUCAUCAAACAGCUUAUCUCCAAUGUGUAUUCAGGGCCAACGAUUGGAGACAUUGAAAGUGCUCUGUCGGUGACCGCAACCAGACAAGAUCAUGUCCAAUCUCAUCAGUCCAGGAUUUCAACGUUUGAAAGGAAUAUGAGUAAGAUUGAGCAUAAGUAUACUCUGAAGAUCAAGAGCUGUGGAUAUGGGAUGGCUGAUGAUGGAUAUAAAUGGAGGAAGUAUGGGCAGAAAUCAAUCAAAAACAGCCCCAAUCCUAGGAGCUAUUACAAGUGCACCAAUCCAAGAUGCAGUGCCAAAAAACAGGUUGAAAGAUCCAGUGAAGAACCGGAUACCCUCAUCAUCACCUACGAAGGCCUACAUUUGCACUUCGCUUACCCAUAUUUCUUCGCGGCCCAGCCUCAGAACAAGAAGCCCAAGAAGUCAGCAGAAAAUCCAAUCCACGAAGAGCAAAAAACAACAGAGGCCGAAGAAGAUACCGUGGUCAAUAGUUCUCAUGGGCCACAAGGCCCACAACUAAUUGCGUCACUGGACGAGCUGGCCCAAGAAGACAUUAGCCCACAAGGAUUGCUUGAAGACAUGGUGCCUUUAAUGAUUCGGAAACCACCGUGUGGUAUUAGUGUCUCUUCCAACUCCUCUUCUCCUUCGUCUUGCCCGUCUCCUCCUACUUCAUCUUCUUCCCUUUCUUGGUCUCCUAAUUAUUUAUCUUCAUUAUUUGAUUUCGCUAUAAAUAAUUAAAUACUACAAUUAGGUGAAGGCCCAUUAACGGGUUUGAUGUAUCUAAACGAUGCCGUAUAAGAAUGAUGAUGUUAGAUGAAGUUUCUUUACUAAUGUAAUGUCAUUGUGUGAAAACAAGGAGCAUGGGU
This is a messenger RNA of Tripterygium wilfordii, 1052 nucleotides long. RefSeq names its product probable WRKY transcription factor 49. The coding region runs from base 25 to 924 and encodes 299 amino acids. The transcript has 3 exons. The record is from RefSeq and is a predicted model, not a curated record. NCBI's taxonomy places the organism in Eukaryota, Viridiplantae, Streptophyta, Magnoliopsida, Celastrales, Celastraceae. Gene Ontology annotation, biological process: regulation of DNA-templated transcription. Gene Ontology annotation, molecular function: sequence-specific DNA binding; DNA-binding transcription factor activity.